AUGUGGGAAUCUGGAUUACCAUUGAGAUUACUUAUCUGUAUUUCUACUGUCGCAGAAUUUCCUGGUUUGAGUUUUGCAGGAAAAAUUUUCAAACCAAAGUUUAAUGAUGAUGUGGUGGUAACUGAUUACGAAUUUCGUGGUUCGAUAAUUCAUGUGGAUAAACUGAAAUCAUUUGAUUUAACCAGAAACGCAGCGCAGUGCCAGUCAUUUAACUCUGCUUUUGCUUCUGCAGCAGAAAAAGACCUACCUCAUCUUUGUGAAUGCCUUUUAAAAUCGUCAAAUUCUUCUGGUUCUGUAGCAGUUCAAAAAAAGCCUGAGAUAUGGGUACGCUGCUCACAAGGAGUUAUGCCAUAUAUUUAUAAAGAACUGAAUAAUUUACACAAAGCAGAGGUUUCAAAACUAUGGAUUGUUGAUGCUCACGCUGUAGUGAUACCGUCGAAUAUGUUUGCUCAAAUAACGCCAAGAAUAUUGUCAAUCGAACGGUCUCGGGUAGCUGUAAUACGUAAUGGGUCUUUUAAUGGAUUUAGCAAAACACUUACUGAACUAGUGCUACGGGAUAAUCUUUUGGCUGCUUUAAAAACUGACGUUUUCGAACCGCUUCGGCACUUGGAAAAGUUAGAUGUUGGACGAAAUAAGAUUUCUAAAGUUUCUAGCGAGUUGCUAAGUUCUAUGACAAACCUAAAAUUCCUGAUUCUGGAGAGUAACAACUUAGAAACGAUUGAUUAUGGAACUUUCCGCGAUAUGAACAAUUUGAAAGUUCUCGACUUGAGCAAAAAUCGGUUGACCAAAAUUGCUAAGGAGACAUUUCGUGGCUUAGAAAAUCUUGAGGAAUUAUAUUUACAAGGAAACCGUCUGUCAAAUAUUGAUUCAGAUGCGUUUGAACUAUUACAAAAUCUUAGGAUUUUAGAUCUAAGCAAUAAUUCAUUAAGUGAUGUGAGUAUACAGAAUAUGACUCGACUGGAAAAACUUUACAUAAAUAACAAUAAAUUAACCGCGUUGCGGAGGAUAAAGUUGCAGAACGUUCCCAGUUUGAAAGAACUUUUUAUCAAAGACAACGUCGUGGAUAAAAUUGAAAAUUUGGAACUUUUGACACUGCAAGAAUUAAAAAAGCUAGAGGUAUUAGCAUUGGACAACAACAAAAUUAAGGUUAUUGACAAUGAAGCUCUUAAACCUGUUGCGGGAAUUAUAAACCUUUCUUUAGAACACAAUCGUCUGACUGAACUAUCAACCGCUGGUGUAUCAUGUUUCAAACCGUUGUCACGCUUGAGGAGUUUAAAUUUGGGUUAUAAUUUAUUGAGCGAAAUUUAUCAAAAUGAUGUCGGCAGUUUAGAAACGUUGGAAGAGUUGAAAAUGAACGACAACCAAAUUAAAAACAUAGAUUCGCAGGCAUUUGGUCGUCUACAAUUGAAAAGCUUAUCUCUGGCACAGAAUCGGCUGGUAGGGUUACCCGCAACUCUAUUCCGUAAUUUUGACAUAAAGAAACUGGAAUUGAUAAAUUUAACCGGAAACCCAUGGGAGUGUAGAUAUACUGACGUUUGGCUGGAUGGAUGGAUAUCACAAAUUGACAGCAGCUGCGUUGCUGGAGUGGCUUAUUUAACCUGCAAAGCUGCUGAUCCACCGCGCUCAAUACGAGUAGCGUAUGAGAAGCAGAUAUCUUCUGAGAUUCCUGUUAAGCAAUUAUGUGCUCUUACAGUCCUACCAACCGUCAAAAUACCAUACCUUACAAAAUAUGAACUACGGAACCUGUCGUUGCUUUUCAACAAAAUUGUUGGAUCCGUCUUUUUAUUUCUUAUUGUUAUCUGUUUCCUCAGCUGCAAGAGAGGUCGCUUUCGAAGAACUGUGUACGAUGCGCAACAACUAAAUGCUGCUGCUGGUACUACUGCUGACGGCUUUUUACUAGAAAACAAAACCAUUCUGCGUGAUUUUGAGGAUAAUUAUCUACUUAAAAAGUCAAAAUAUUAUGUGCAGCACAUGGUGCUUUAA
This is a messenger RNA of Enterobius vermicularis (human pinworm), 1983 nucleotides long. The record is from the annotation of a GenBank genome assembly. NCBI's taxonomy places the organism in Eukaryota, Metazoa, Nematoda, Chromadorea, Rhabditida, Oxyuridae.